Dictyostelium discoideum AX4 is the source of this 864-nucleotide messenger RNA. RefSeq lists its product as hypothetical. The coding region runs from base 1 to 864 and encodes 287 amino acids. Lineage: Eukaryota; Evosea; Eumycetozoa; Dictyosteliales; Dictyosteliaceae. The transcript is spliced from 2 exons. The record is from RefSeq and is a predicted model, not a curated record.
AUGUUAAAAAAUACAUUUAUUACUUUAAUCUUUACAAUUAUUUCAAUUUCAAUUUGUUUUGGUAGUCAAUUACCAACAAACUAUUAUUUCAAAGUUACCCAUGUUCCAAUUUAUUGUAUUACCACACCGUGCAGUCAAUACCGUGUCUAUAAGGUAAAUACUCAAGAUCCAGAGAUUGUUAUUGAAAAUUUCGUUUUCCCAAAUGGAGUUGAACAAAACUAUUUCUCACUUCAAGAAGCCAAUACUGCUAUCCUUUAUGGUACUAUCAUUGCAAACAGAAAUGGUUACAAUGUAAAUGAUUUUAAAGUAAAAAGAGUUUAUAAACAACUUCCACAAGGUAAUGCUUUAACAUCAACUGAUAAAUAUUAUAUGUUUGCUUCAUCAGGUAUUGUUUGCAUUACAACACCAUGCCCAUCAGUUUCAGCAAUUUUAUUAAAUAUUGAUAAUGCUGCAACCAAUGUUAAUGAUGUUAAGCAACCAUAUGAAAGUAAUGUACCACUUUUCGAUAGCAAUUGGUUAUUCCAAAAGCAAUUUGAGUCAGAAUCUAACAGAUUGAUUGGUGUUGGUACAAUUAAUAGUCAAGGUGAAGUGAUUGUUUCUUCUUCUUUUGUAAGAUUACCAGAUCCAAUUUCAAAUUGUCCAGCAUUACCAUUAUUAAAAUGUCAAGGUGGUCAUGUUACAGUUUACGAAAGAGAUUCAAAUCGUUGUUUAACAAAUCCACAAUGUUCAAAUGAUAAUGACACUCGUGCUUGUAUCCUUUCAAUUCCAACCUGCUCAACUGGUUAUGAUUUAGUAUCUUAUACUUCUAUUUCAACUUGUCCAGCAUACAACUGUGAUGCUUAUUUCUUAACAAAAACUUAUUGA